Sander lucioperca (pikeperch) is the source of this 1282-nucleotide messenger RNA. It is a transcript of the gene bphl, whose product is annotated as biphenyl hydrolase like. Lineage: Eukaryota; Metazoa; Chordata; Actinopteri; Perciformes; Percidae. The record is from RefSeq and is a predicted model, not a curated record. The coding region runs from base 192 to 1055 and encodes 287 amino acids. The transcript is spliced from 8 exons.
GUUUUCGUACUUUCGCUAUAAUUUCUUUUGUCAAUAAAGACGACGUGGAAAGUGCCAAACUGACUGCAGCUUCCUAUAUUCCCUAGGUAAAAAUCCCAACCUUGCAGUGUUGUAGGAAUGUUGAAGCACUAAGGACCAGAGCUGCAGGCAGCGGAGAAGUGCUCGGUCUGUGCGGAGUGGACGGCUGAGGAAUGGCGUUGUUUUUACUCGGAGGACGUUUCUUUAAACGCACAACUGACAUUAAGAGAGUCAUGAAAGAGUCAUUCCAGUCGUACUGCUCUUCGCUGGCCUCGGGCAGGCAGCAUGUUAACGGAGUGGAUCUGUACUACGAGCAGACAGGCAGAGGGAAACACGCCGUGCUGUUGAUUCCUGGUGCUCUGGGGUGCAUUUGGACUGAUUUUGGACCUCAGCUGAAGUCUCUGAAUAAGGAACGCUUCACUGUAGUGGGCUGGGAUCCCCGUGGUUACGGACAAUCCCGCCCCCCAGACAGAGACUUCCCCCCUGACUUCUUUGAGAGGGAUGCAAAGGACGCAGUGGAUCUUAUGAAGGCAUUGGGCUUUGAUAAGUUCUCUCUGCUGGGGUGGAGUGACGGAGGGAUCACUGCUCUGAUUGCAGCAGCAAAGAACCCCGACCUGAUCAGCAAGAUGGUUGUAUGGGGAAGCAAUGCCUUUGUUUCCCAGCAGGACCUCAAGCUUUACAAUGCGGUGCGUGAUGUCUCCAAGUGGAGUGCGAGGAUGAGGCAGCCCAUGGAGGAGGUGUAUGGAGCACAAGUCUUUGCUAAAACCUGGGAGGCCUGGGGGGAUGGGAUCGCACAGUUUGCAAAAAGACCAGAAGGGAGUAUCUGCCUGGAGCUUCUGCCACUAAUCAGCUGUCCAACCCUCAUCAUCCACGGAGAGAAAGACCCCAUGGUGCCCAGCUUCCACCCACAGUGCCUCCUCAAACACAUCAAGGGAUCACGAUUACACCUGAUGCCAGAGGGUAAACACAAUCUCCACCUGAGGUACGCUGAUGAAUUCAACAGACUGGUGGAAGACUUUCUGGGAGUGAUGGAUUAAUUAACACUGUGAAAUGACGACUGAUCGCCUUGUGGAGAAGUAGCCAGGGUAACUAGCAAAUAUGUACACUUAAUGACUUAAAUUUUGUUAUUGAUUAUUUAAUUUGUACUCUGUUUUCAUGAAGCAUCAAUUGUAAAAUAAGUGUAUAUUUAACUUUCAAAUUUCAAUGUUCAUUUUUUCUCGUUUACACUAAUGUUACAUUGCAAUUAUUUGAAAAAAAUAAAUGA